UUUGCAUUGGCAACGCACAAAGGUGUCGUUUCUUGUUUUGAUCAAGAUUUUUGACGAACGAAGAAAUCUCUAGAUCAGAAGCUUUCUUUGCUUCUCAUCAUGUCCUUUACUCAGAAAAGUGGUGGUAUGGGCACAGCUGGUCCUGGUUUUGUUGGCAUAAAAUUUUGCCAAGAAUGCAAUAAUAUGUUAUACCCAAGGGAAGACAAAGAUAACAAGAUACUCCUUUAUGCUUGUAGAAAUUGUGACUAUCAUGAGCCAACCAAUAACAACUGUAUUUAUGUCAACAAAAUUACUCAUGAAGUUGAUGAGUUGACACAAAUAGUAUCUGAUGUGAUCCAUGAUCCCACAUUACCAAGGACGGAAGAUCAUGUCUGUCCAAAAUGUGGUCACAAGGAAUCUGUAUUCUUUCAAGCUCAGAGCAGAAGAGCUGAGGAUGAAAUGAGAUUGUACUAUGUGUGUACAAAUGGCAACUGUACUCAUAGAUGGACAGAAUGAAUCAAGAAGAUAAAAAAUAAAGAAAGACGAAAUACUCUUGUUUACAAAUCAUUCAUCAUUUGUUAUGUUCAUUUAAUAAUUUGUGAAUAAAUUUCU
Molecule: messenger RNA, 591 nt
Organism: Uloborus diversus
Lineage: Eukaryota; Metazoa; Arthropoda; Arachnida; Araneae; Uloboridae
Gene: RpII15
Product: DNA-directed RNA polymerase II subunit RPB9-like
Exons: 6
Coding region: 100-495 (131 amino acids)
Biological process (GO): DNA-templated transcription; transcription initiation at RNA polymerase II promoter; maintenance of transcriptional fidelity during transcription elongation by RNA polymerase II
Cellular component (GO): RNA polymerase II, core complex
Molecular function (GO): nucleic acid binding; zinc ion binding; DNA-directed RNA polymerase activity
Source: RefSeq, a predicted model, not a curated record